Messenger RNA from Symbiodinium sp. CCMP2592, 1278 nucleotides. The record is from the annotation of a GenBank genome assembly. Lineage: Eukaryota; Dinophyceae; Suessiales; Symbiodiniaceae.
AUGGGCCGGCCGAAGCUGGCAGAGACGGGUGGCAGCAGGCCACCGAGUGCGUAUGCGCUCUUCUGUGGCUGGGUCGCUCGGGAAGGCCUGACGGUCGCUCAGGCCGCUCGUCGCCGCAUCCACGGAAAGAGGAUGGUUCGAGACAAGCCCUCCAUGAGUCUGAAGAAGCACAAGAAAAGCAAGGACAUUCGGAAAAGGUUUUUCGCAGAGGCCAGACAGCAUUACGAGGACAACCGCAACAAGGCCACCGCUUUUCUGAAAGGGCAGGGACCUCCGGCUGCUGCAGUGAAACAAAACGAGGGAAGCAAGGACGUUCGGAGGGCAGAAGAGGACGACGAGAAGUGGCGUGACACACAGGACGUGCUCCUGGACGUCUGGACUUGGACUCUCGGGUUGCCACUGGGGCCGCUGGAGCCGGCAGGCGAGGGGUCCUACGGCAUGGUCUUUCGCUCAAGCUUCCAACACCAGCCGCUCGUGCUGAAAGUGGCUAAAGGCCGAGGGCCAGAGGGCAUGCGACAGGUCGCUGCGGCCGGACAGGAGGUUGCGGACGAGUUCGGCGUUCUCACAGCCGUCGGCCAACACCCAAACGUCGUGCGAGCGUUCGCGGUUCUCACCAGCUCCCUUGGUCGGCCGGCCUUGCUGCUGGAGGCAGCCACGGAGAGCUUGCGUGCCGCCACUCGCAGGCUCAAAGACGACCGAGUCUCCUGGCCGACAAACCGCAAGACACUUCUGCCGUUCUUCCAGCAGUUCCUGCUCGGCCUCUCGUACGUGCACGGCCGUUCGUUUUUGCACCUCGACAUCAAGCCAGGCAACAUUCUGGUCUUUAACGACGUCCGAGCUGCCGUCGCCGACUUCGGACUCGCCCAGAAGGUUGUGCAGGAUGGCUGUUCGGUCAUCGGCAGUCGGGCCUACAGCGAAGCUUUCCGCUGCCCGGAGUGCCUCCUUGCAGCCGACAAUCUGAAGUCUCCAGAAGCCACUGAAAUCGCCCAAUACUCGUCAAAAUUUCGAUUAGUGCGAGUGACGUUCGCAGCAGACGUCUGGGCGGCGGCCGUGACCUUCUUCGAGACUUUCUGCCCGCCGAAGACGUCGCUCUGGAAAGUCUCCCCGCAGACGUUCGUGCGGGAGACGGAGGAUCACUGCCAGGUCUGUUCGCGACAUGGCCACUCAGCUUUCGGCCAAAGUGAUGCCGUACGACAAGAUCAUGCUCCAGGUGCUCGAGAGGUCGUUCGUGCCGGCAAAACAGAGGCUGUCUCUUGCCACCUUCCUGGCUCUGACUGA